GGAGGUGGGAAUGCAUAGGGGAGGUCUUAAUAGUGUGUUCUAGGGUGGUGGUCAUUCAUUUCAGUCCAGACAGGUCUGCUGAGCUACUGAUUGGACAGUAGAUGGUACCCCAAAGCUCUUUAUGGUAUAGAUAUUCCCAGAGAACUCUGCAUGUGCUGAUUCAAGAGAAUGUGAAUGUGUGACAUUAUGGCAGCACACAGUAAUGAGAACCUACGUACCAUUUCAGUCUGACCUCAGAUAGAAGAGACUGCCCUUAUCAUUGAAACUCAGCAUGGCAGAAGAAGGGCUUCCAAAAUCUUUGGAUGGCACAGCGGAUAUACACAAGAGUGACGAAUCUGUCAUUUUUCAAGGAUCUGGAGUAUGCAAAUGGUUCAAUGUACGAAUGGGUUUUGGAUUCCUCACCAUGACCACGAAGGAGGGAAGUGAUCUUGAGAACCCAGUAGAUGUUUUUGUUCAUCAGAGCAAACUCCACAUGGAAGGGUUUCGCAGCUUGAAGGAAGGAGAAUCUGUGGAGUUUACCUUCAAGAAAUCCUCCAAGGGUUUGGAAUCAACUCGAGUGACAGGACCUGGUGGGGCUCCCUGCAUUGGGAGUGAAAGGAGACCCAAAGUAAAAGGGCAACAAAAGAGAAGACAAAGGGGAGACAGGUGCUACAACUGUGGAGGUUUAGACCACCAUGCCAAGGAAUGCAAGCUGCCUCCUCAGCCCAAGAAAUGUCAUUUCUGCCAAAGUCCAAGCCACAUGGUUGCCCAGUGUCCAGCAAAAGCAUCUCAGGCUACCAGUUUAGAAGAGCAACCAACCUCUGAGGAACAAGGGCUAAUUCCUGAAACUAUGGAGUAAUCUACACCAUCCUUCUACUUUACCUCAAUCCCAACCCUGGCAGUGGAAAAGAUUCAGAGCAUAAGUUUACAGCAGAGCAAAGCACUAACGUUUUUCCUUGUAGGGAUAAUAUUUUGCUCAAACGGGGUAUAAUUUACAAGCAAAGGCUUAACUGGUCUGUGUGGCUAAGUGGGGUCUUAUAAUCACUUUUUGAAAAUAUUUACCCUACUUGCAAGCAGAGUAUAUAAAAUAAAUGGUAGAAAAUACUAUCUUGCAAAUAAGUGUGUAUGAUUCUUAAAAUUAUAAAUCAAACCAACAGCUAUUGACCACAACAGGUUGAUGAAAAACCAUUACACAUGGAAAACAAUCCACCAUGUUGAUUACAAGAACUGCUAACUUUUUCUGUUGUGAGGCUGAAGGCCAUACAUGUGUAGAUCCUCUUGUUGGAGAGGUUGUCAAACAACAGAUCUUGCCCCGAUAUGCCCAAGUCAAUUGGGCAAUAUCAGGCUGAUCCGAUUGUAGGUCCUAGGGCCCAAUGAUCGGAUCACAACACCAGGAAUGCAGGUGGUCUCUGUGAUGACCGCAUCAACGAACCAAUGUGUUCCUUGAUCUCACAAAUUUUCAAACCUCCCCAAACGAAAUCUGUCUGAUUUUCAGCCAGAUAUUGAUCAUUCAAGACCGUCAUAAGGCCCCAUACAGUCAAUAAGCUGCCGACUUGAAUUUUUAUCAUCCCGUGUAUGGCCACCUUUAGAUAAUACAGAUACCAACUGGGGAAAAUAUACUCAUAGAAUACAUUCUAAAAAAUAAAAAUAUACAUUUAUAUGCAUUUUUUCUGUGCCCCUGACCCUGUCUGGAGGUUGAGAAUUAUGUAAUAAAGUAUGUUUUUUUAAAAAAUUUAUUCUAUUGAGUGUCCUGCUCUACUUUAAAUAUUUAUUGGAUUAGUCCUGUGAUUGGGUGACCCCUGCCGUGAAUGCAGCGAACACAAAAUUUAUCUUUUGUAAACAAGUCCGCACCACCAAAUUUUUAUUAUAUAUAUUAUUAGAAUCAUUCGAAUGAAUUCUGGUAUUGAUUGCUUUUUUUUUGCGCAGGAUUUUUUCACUGUUUUUUCCCCCCAAAAAAUAACAAGCUUGCCAAGUUUAUGUAGUGAGCUUAUUAUCUUCUGCAAGUGCUGCAAGUUUGACACCCUAUUCUGAAGUCUCUGCUUAACUUUGUGCUCUGGUGUUUGCCUUCUGUCCUCUUUCUUCUUCUACUACAGCACACUUUCUUAUUCUCCCCUAUAUAUUGUUCUUAUUUCAGAUUCUCUUUAUUUUUAUAUUUUGUACGGUAAUCUAUUUUUCUUUUAUUCGUUGCUGUGCAUGCUGGUUAAACAUUACUUUUACAAUUGUGUUUAUUUAAAGCUGCUUUGGACAUUAUAGCAUUUAUCUCCCCUCUUUAUAAGCCUUGUUGUAACUCAUUUCUAUAUGCAGAACAUAAUUAAUCAGAGCUACUCUGCCUGCAAGGAUUUGUUUCCCUAAAGAGAGGAAAUAUAUAUGCUUGUUUGUCCACUGAAAUAAUUAACCUCUGUGCUGCCAUGACACCACGCAUGGAAGAGAUUAAUUAUAAAUUAGGUCAAGGGUGAGCAGUUCAGUCAUCAAGAGCCACUAACAGCCUAGAGAUAUAAGAUUUCUGCAAUUACCUGUUAGUUAACCAGAUAUUUUUAAGUCCAGUACUAAGCAAAAUAUCUAGUUGUAGUUUGCCUAAAAAGAUCUGGGCUGUGACUGGCUUUUGAAAAUAUCAGCUGAAAACCCUAACUUCAGACAAUCCUGUCAGAAAAGCAGGAGUUAAUUUAAUGCAAGAAAAUAUAGCUAAAAUAUAUGUAAAAAUAUAUGAAAGAAUGUUUAGAUGCCAUGUUUGCUUCCCUGAGAUCAUGUACAGGUUACAAAAUGAUCUUUCCUACAUUAAGGGGCAGAUUUAUCAAGGGUCGGAUUUUGAGAUGAUGGAAGUUUUUUAAACUCCCAUCAACUCGAAAUUUGAAUAAAAAAAGACCAACCGAAAUUUAUUAAAAAAAUAUAUAAUUUUUUUAAUUUGAGUGAAUAGGCUGAAUAGGAUGUGUUCAGAUCGCAUUUGAUCGAAUUAGAUUCAAAGUAUUUAAAAAAAAAAAAUAAGUCCACCACAUGACUCCAGGGGUUCUAGGAGGUCCCCCAUAGGCUAAAACAGCAAUUCUGCAGGUUAUAGAUGGUGAAUAGUCAACGUAGAAUUUUUAAAGAGACAGUACAUGAUAAAUUUUGAUAUUUCAUUUUUUUUCAAAUUCAAAUCAAAUUUGGACUAUUCACUAAAAUUAGCUUGAAAUUCAAAUUUAAAAUUAUAUUUUUCAAUUCGACCCUUGAUAAAUCUGCCCCUAACUGUACUUUAAUUACAGUUUACCUUUAUCACAUUGGGGAGAGAUAUAUUUAAUGCUGUAGGCUGCAUGUCCUAAAUAUUUCCUAAUAUCUCCUUAACAAGAAUAUCUCAGUACACAUACAUUAAAUUAGUGUUUACAUAAGCCCUUUUGUUAGAUUAACGGAACUUGUGUUAAAGAGUGUUAUAUAUUGCUGGAUAUAUAUCAUGUUAGCAGGAAAUAUAUAUAAAUGUAUAAGUAUUUAUAUUGUUUUAUAUAUGUAUAUUAAUCUGUAGCGCAUGUAUGCAUAUAUUUAUAGUAUAUUAAUAUAUAUACUGUGUUACGGAACUAUGUAUAUUGGUAAAUCUAUAUAAAACAAUGACUAUUUAUAUACGCUAGAUGUGCUCAUGCUGCAAUGUCAUGUAGUUUGCGUAAGGAGAUAAUAUUUGGAAUGAUCAGCCUCGCGUUAGGUGUACAGAUCCUGCCAAUGUAUGCCGUCUUAUAUCAGGGUAAUGAAGAUAAUGAUAUCUAAUCUGUUUUUUUUUUUUAACCAUCUGGAUACCAUAUUGCUGUCUUCUUCCUGUUUUUCUUAACCUAUAUCCCCUCAAUUCCCUCCACUUCCUUAAAAUUUAAUCCACCGAGCAGAACACUACUUCUUGAUCACUUUGUAUGCAUGUGAUUGAUUGUUAUGUAGCUUAAGUACUAAAAUGGACAUUGCAAAUAAAGGCCACUAGCUGCAAAAAUGGGCAAGUCUACUAAAAAGCCUAGCAUUACAAUUUAAGCUUCCUUUAAAAAAAGGUCAAUGUUCACAGGUAAAUUAGAGAAUUCAAAGUGGACUAAUGCAGAAUGCCUUCUCUUGUUAAAAUUCAUUCACUGUGCAGUGUGUACCUUGAAUAAACUCAAAUAGGCAACAAAUUGAUAUGAAAAUCAUAAAUAAUACUGCAUGGCCCUACCAUUACUAGCAUUCAAACAGCUGCAACAUUAUAUGCUUGGUGGAGGUAGUUGAGAGGUGUUGGAAAGCUAUACAACAGCUUCUGGAAUGGACAGAUGGAUAUUUUCUGUUAAUGUUAUGUACAUGUAUGUAUUCAUUUAUAUAUAAAUAUAUAAACUCAGGAUGGCUCAGUCACAGCUUUAGUCUGGACCAAUGUGGGUGGGGAUAUUUUAUAUAACUAUACAUAUGUAAGAAAUCUACCUCAGGGACAUAAGACUGUGUAUAUAGCCAGCUGUAUAUACAUCAGUCUGUAUGGAUACAUCCAGCAAGUGCUGAACUCAGGGAAGUUGUCCAAAUCUCUGCACAUAAUUCUUGUGAUUUCUGACUUUUUGAGACUUUUUUUAUUACCAAUAAAAUCAUUUUGAUCUAUAAA
Messenger RNA from Xenopus laevis (African clawed frog), 4537 nucleotides. It is a transcript of the gene lin28a.L, whose product is annotated as lin-28 homolog A L homeolog. Gene Ontology annotation, cellular component: nucleolus; rough endoplasmic reticulum; P-body. Gene Ontology annotation, molecular function: nucleic acid binding; zinc ion binding; mRNA binding. Bases 272 to 838 code for a protein of 188 amino acids. Lineage: Eukaryota; Metazoa; Chordata; Amphibia; Anura; Pipidae. Gene Ontology annotation, biological process: pre-miRNA processing; negative regulation of gene expression. The record is from RefSeq and is a predicted model, not a curated record. The transcript has 4 exons.